This is a messenger RNA of Siniperca chuatsi (mandarin fish), 3813 nucleotides long. Its product is annotated as cadherin-7-like. Gene Ontology annotation, cellular component: catenin complex; plasma membrane; adherens junction. Gene Ontology annotation, biological process: cell morphogenesis; homophilic cell-cell adhesion; calcium-dependent cell-cell adhesion. The record is from RefSeq and is a predicted model, not a curated record. NCBI's taxonomy places the organism in Eukaryota, Metazoa, Chordata, Actinopteri, Centrarchiformes, Sinipercidae. Gene Ontology annotation, molecular function: cadherin binding; calcium ion binding. The coding region runs from base 1255 to 3054 and encodes 599 amino acids. The transcript has 9 exons.
UCCCGCAAUCAGGCUGACCUCCAUAUCCGUCAAGUUCUCCAGAGGUUGCUUGAAAACAAGCUUUUUGUCAAGGCUGAGAAGUGUGAGUUCCACACCAGCCCCGUGACUUUGCUGGGCGACAGACCCAGAGAAAAUAAGAGCUGUGGCUGAGUGGCCCAAGCCAAUCACCUGUAAGCAACUUCAACAGUUUGUGGGUUUCACCAACUUUUACCGCCGAUUCAUCUGCAACUACACCAGGGUUGCAGCACUCCUAACCAAACUCACCUCUCGUUGGCUCUGUACAUCUGGAUCCCGGAAGCAGACCUUGCAUUCACCAGGCUCAAGGACCUUUUUUCUUCAUCACCCAUCCUCACUCAACCUGACUCCUCCCGGCAGUUCAUUGGUGAAGUGGAUGCAUCGGACACUGGAGUGGGGGCGGUGCUCUCUCAGCGUUCCAGCACAGACCAAAAACUCCAUCCCUGUGCUUUCUUGUCCCGUCGACUUACUCCAGCUGAACGCAAUUACGAUGUGGGUAACACAGAGCUGUUCUCGGUCAAGCUGGCACUUGAGAAAUGGAGACACUGGUUAGAUGGGUCAGAGUUGCCAUUAACCGCACACUGGACCUACUGAAGAGGCGCUUCUGGUGGCCCACCAUGGAGGCUGACACCUGCGCUUUUGUGGCUGCCUGCACGAUCUGCACCCGGGGAAAGUCUUCUCAUCAUCCUCCUGCUGGGCUGCUAUGUCCUCAGCCUGGUCCCAGCCACCCGUGGUCCCACAUAGCCCUGGACUUUGUGACCGGCCUACCUCUGUCCCAAGGUAACAGUCAUUCUAACUGUAGUUGACCAUUUUUCUAAGGCUGCACUUUGUGGCUCUUCCCAAGCUUCCCACAGCCCGUGAGACACCCAACGUCAUGUUCGACCAGGUUUUCCGCCUGCAUGGCAUACCCCUCAACAUCAAGUUUGGAAAGCCUUCUGUCAAGCUCUGGGCGCCACAGUAAGCCUCUCAUCAGGCUUUCACCCCCAAACCAAUGGCCAAACGGAGAGGGCUAACCAAGACCUAGAGGCCACUAGCUGCGCUGUGGCGCCACCAAUCCCAAAUCCUGGAGUUCCCAUGUGACCUGGGUGGAAUACUUGCACAACGCGCUAACUAGUGCAGCCACAGGUUUGUCACCUUUUGAAGCCUCUUUAGGUUAUCUACCCCCUCUGUUUCCAGCACAGGAGAGUGCCCUCAGUUCAACAUCAACUGCGCCCUGUCAGAAGAUCUGGCGGGAGACCGAUGCUGCCCUACUCCGUUCCGCUGCCCUGCCACCGCCAUGAAUACGUGCCAGGUGUGGUGCGGACGGCUCUACCUGACAUGGACCGGGAGGUGCGGGAACGUUACCUGCUGGUCGUCCAGGCCAAAGACAUGAUUGGUCAGAUGGGAGGUCUCUCGGGAACCACCUCCGUCACGGUAAUGCUGACGGACAUCAAUGACAACCCGCCUCGCUUCCCCCGCAAGAGCUACCAGUUCAGUGUUCCAGAGUCUGUACUGGUUUCAGCUGUGGUCGCUAAGAUCAAAGCUCUGGAUCUGGAUGUUGGUCCAAACGCUGAGAUGGACUACAGGAUCCUGGAUGGAGACGGACUAGGAACUUUCCGGAUCAUCACCGAUCCAAACACACAGGAAGGACUGGUCACUCUACAGAAGACUCUGGAUUUUGAGACCAAGUCGAGCUACAUGUUGCGCAUUGAGGCGUCCAAUCGUUACGUGGACACUCGUUUCCUGUCGACGGGUCCAUUCAGUGACGUGGCGACGGUUCGUUUGCUGGUGGAGAACGUGGACGAGCCUCCGGUCUUCUCCUCCCCCGUCAGUCGGAUGGUGAUCUCUGAGGAAGCUGCAGUGGGAACUGAUGUGGGAUCAGUUUCUGCUCACGACCCCGACGCCACCAACAGCCCUGUGAGGUACUCUAUAGACAGGAAGUCAGAUGUGGAGCGUUACUUUAACAUUGACAGCAGUUCAGGUGUGAUCACAACAGCCAGGCGUCUGGACAGAGAGAUCAUCGCUCUGCACAACAUCAGCGUCCUCGCCACAGACAGCUUGGAUUGGUCCCAGGUGGGGAAAGCUGUGGUUCUGGUCUCUGUGACGGACGUUAACGAUAACGCUCCGAGCUUUGCCAUCGAGUACGAAACAUUCGUCUGUGAGAACACACAACCUGGACAGAUUAUUGAGACCCUGAGCGCCGUGGAUCGCGAUGAACCAGAGAACGGACAUCACUUCCUGUUCUCUCUGACCGCCGAGGCUUCUGGGAACCUCAACUUCACCCUGAGAGAUAAUAAAGACAAUACUGCGUCCGUCCUGACUCGGCGUGGUGGUUUCCUGCAGCGGGAUCAGCUGGUUCACUUUCUGCAAGUGGUGAUUUCAGAUGGCAGCAGUCCAUCUCUCAGCAGCACCAACACACUGUCCAUUACCGUCUGCGACUGCGACGUCGACGGAAGCCGCCGCUCCUGCAGCCGAGGAGCGUCCUUGCUGCUGGUGGUCAGCCUCAGCACCACUGCCACUGCCGCAGUCCUCACCUGCGCCCUCAUACUGCUGGGUGUCGUCAUGGUAACAGUUGCUGUCAGACACAGAAGGAGGGAGCCUCUGAUGAUGGAUGAUGAGCGUGACAUUCGUGAGAACAUCGUUCGUUAUGAUGAUGAAGGCGGAGGUGAGGAGGACACUGAGGCCUUCGACAUGUUCGCUCUGAGACACCUAAACAAAACAAACCAAACCCGCCGAGACCCCAACAUCAACGUGCCGGGACUCCUCACCAAAACACCGGAGUACAGGACGGAUAAGAACAGGCUGUUCCAGGAGUUCAUCAGGAACAGACUGCAGGAGGCAGACCUUGACCUGACGGCUCCCCCCUACGACUCUCUGCAGACCUAUGCCUUCGAGGGCAACGGGUCCACCGCAGAGUCACUCAGCUCGUUGAACUCAUUAGACUCGUUAAACUCAUUAGAGUCUGAGCAGAACUACGACUUCCUGAGAGAGUGGGGGCCACGGUUCAGGAAGCUUGCAGACCUCUACGGACACCACGAGGGAGGGGGGGUCGCCUCAUAGUCCUCAAAAUGUAGCGACCACAUAGGACACUACGACAGGUGUGUCAAUAGUCAAGUCAAGUCAGUUUUAUUUACAGCCCAAUAUCGCAAAUCACAAUUUGCCUCAAGGGGCUUCACAAUCUGUACAGCAUACAACACCCUCUGUCCUUAGACGCUCGAUUCGAGAAAAACUCACCAAAAAGACUUUUAACAGGGAAAAAAAUGGAAGAAACCUCAAGAAGAGCAACAGUGGAGGGAUUCUUCUCCCAGGACAGACAGACGUGCAAUAAAUGUCAGGUCUACAGAAUAGAUUCACAGCAGAAAAUCAUAGUAUAUACAAUUGUGAUGUAGAUUGUAAAACAUAAGUGAAGAGGACGGAUCCAGGUGUUGCCCACUAAGUAGGCUCUGAACCACACCACCUCAUCUCCACCACAGAGACCAGGAACGAUGGCAGGCCACACAAACACAGGACAACAGCCUUCACACAGAGAGGAGAAACUAACAAACUCACAGAGCGAGGGAGAGCCAUGACAACAUGCAAACUUUCUGGCAUGAAUCAGGAUCUCUGCAUCAGCCGAGGACAGAAAAGACCUAGUUUUUUAGCUAGUUUAUGUUGCGUAAGAGGAAAAAGGCAAUCUUGGUGAUUUCUUUAAGGUGCUGAUCAAAAGAGAGGGUAGGAUCAGAAUCAGAAUCAGAAUCAGAAUCAGAAACACUUUAUUGAUCCCUGAAGGGAAACUCUUUGUUACAGCAGCUCGUCUUUACGUCAGUGCACACAGGAGAA